AUGGCUUUAAAUCCUUUGUCAAAAAUACUCGAAGAAAACAAACUUACUGGACCAAAUUUCACUGAUUGGCUCCGAAAUUUGAGAAUCGUUCUCAAUUUAGAGAAGAUCGGUUAUGUUUUGAUCCAAGAUCCUCCAUUGAUUGGUAUCAUACCAGAUGAUGCUGAUGCUGAUGUUGAUCAACUUGUUGUUCAUAAUGCUAAUGUUGCAACAUUUGAAAAGUGGAAGGACGAUGAUCUGAGGGCUAAGAGUUAUAUCCUUGCCUCUAUGACCAAUGAGUUACAACGUCAGCAUGAAAAGAUGCCUGACGCAAAAUCUAUGGUCAAUCACCUACAAGAGUUGUACGGUGAGCACAGUAGGAUUGCACGUUAUGAGGUUACCAAGGCCUUAUUUCGAGCAAAACUACAAGAAAGAGGAAAUGUUGGAGAUUAUGUCUUAAAUAUGAUUGGCUUAUUGGAGAGAUUGGAAGAAUUAAAUAUCUUCCUUGACUCUGAGCUUGAAGUAGACUUAAUUCUACAGUCUCUUCCAGAUUCUUUUGGGCUUUUCAUAAUGAAUUUUCACAUAAAAAAGCUUCAUUGUUCCAAAUCUGAUCUGCACUGCUCAUGCUACAAUGAAGGGCAUGAACAUUGA
Molecule: messenger RNA, 627 nt
Organism: Ipomoea triloba (trilobed morning glory)
Lineage: Eukaryota; Viridiplantae; Streptophyta; Magnoliopsida; Solanales; Convolvulaceae
Exons: 1
Coding region: 1-627 (208 amino acids)
Source: RefSeq, a predicted model, not a curated record